This is a messenger RNA of Fulvia fulva, 756 nucleotides long. RefSeq lists its product as uncharacterized. Lineage: Eukaryota; Fungi; Ascomycota; Dothideomycetes; Mycosphaerellales; Mycosphaerellaceae. The transcript has 2 exons. The record is from RefSeq and is a predicted model, not a curated record. Bases 1 to 756 code for a protein of 251 amino acids.
AUGUCGGGGCAGCAGACACCAGACCACGACAUGACUGCAAGCUCGGUUGACGUCGACACAGAAGUAUUCGAAGCCAUCGCCUCUACUCUACGCACCAAGUGUCCAUGGAUGAAAAGCGCACUCAUUGAUGAGAUUGCCAAAGAAUCCACGAGCAAAGUCUGCGACAAGCUCACAACCAGAACCACAGCGGAUCGCGAAGACGGGCCCAAGACCUUCCUAGGACUCCCAGCUGAGAUCAGGAACAUCAUCUACGAGAUGGCACUCAAAGUCGAUGAUGGAAGGACUGGUCACUUCCAGAUUCGAGACCACAAUGUGGUCCAUGGAGCGACUGCGGGCGGACAUGAACAGCGACGAGCGACUGAGCGACCAGCAUUGCUUGCUGUCAAUCGCCAGCUUCGACGCGAAGCGAUGCCCGUCUUCUACGCCAUCAACUCAUUUGCCGCAACAGUCGACGGCUUUGAUAGUGAGGAGAUGGAGCGCCUGAACAUCCGCUCAUGGUUACGAGCAAUUGGUACUCGACAGGCAGCCAUGAUCAAGACUUUCAGAGUCCUGUUCUAUAAUCACGACCACUACCUCGCCAGAUGUCAUACGCAAUCUUGGUUCAGGGCCAGCGGUCGACCUAUGACACGGAUCAGUCUUUGCGCUAGCGAUAUCAUCGAAGUUUUGGGACUUGAAGAGUUGGGUGUUGCACCAAAGGGCAUUGAGGUCAAGUACGAUGACGAUACUGAUGGCAAGACAUGGCACAAGAUGCCGUGA